GUCAUCCUGGCAUCUCUUCCGUUUCGCUUCAAGGGCUCCAGCGGUGCCAAUAUGGCGCCCAUUGCAACGGCUCACCACCACCGUUCGACUACCAAAACCACGCACAAGCCCUUCAAGACCAAACAUGCUUCUAAAGGUGCCCUGAAAGAGAAGGCCAAAGGCAAGGUUGAACGAGGAGAGCGGGGUACUCGCAAGACCCCUCACCAGCAACUCAUGUCAAGACUCGAUCGGAGGAACCAGGCUCGGCAGAAGCAACAAUUGAAGCACCAGGAGAAAGCCCAGGCUACCAGCAUUUUUUCCGGCCAGAAUGGAGCGCCCCGUCAUGUCGCUAUUGUGCCCCUUUCGGUCGAUAUCGAUACCACCGCGAUCAUCCGGGCUCUGAAUGAAAGUGUGGAUGUGUCAAGCGAUAUUUCUUCUGAUUCUAUUCCCCGCGUACGGAUCGACCGCUUCCGACAGAGUUUGCAAUAUAUCCCUGCCAAAUAUGACUUGAUGAGCGCAUUAGAUGCGUGCCGGAUGGCAGAUUUCGUGGUAGUGGCUCUCUCCGCUGAGGUCGAGGUCGAAGAAGAGGGAGAGUUGCUGCUCCGAUCGAUUGAAGGUCAGGGUAUUUCAAAUGUUGUUGCGAUGGUUCAGGGUCUCGAUAAAAUCAACCCUCCCAAGAAACGCCCUCAAGUGGCUACCUCCCUUAAAUCUUUCAUGAACCACUUCUUCCCGGCUGUCGACAAGGUUCUUUCCAUCGACUCACGACAAGAAUGCUCCAAUGCUAUUCGAUCCCUCUGCACUGCAACACCCAAAGGAAUCCGCUGGCGGGAUGACCGGAGUUGGAUGCUCAUUGAGAAUGUCAAGUGGCCGGAGACUACUUCUGAUGAGGUGAAUGAUGUCGUUUUGACCGGUGUUGUACGGGGAAAGGGCUUAAAGGCAGACCGUUUGGCCCAUCUCCCUGGUUGGGGUGACUUCCAGAUCGAUUCUAUCACAGCUGCCCCACUAGCUGCCGCACGAGCAAAGCGCGACGACGAUAUGAAUGUGGACGAAAGCGACGCCCCCCAAACCCUAGACGCUCCUAGUGCAGACCAGGAUGACCUAGCAACUGUCGCUCCGGAGGAAAUUGAGAUGGAUGAUGAGAUGGAUUCUCUCGUGGAUACAGAAAAGAAAGGAGUUCUUCUGGAUGACCACCACUACUUCUCUGACGAUGAUUCACACAUCCCAGCACCGCCGAAGAGACUGCCUAAGGGUACCUCCAAGUACCAGUCGGCUUGGUUCUUGGAGGAUAUGUCGGAUUCGGGCUCUGACAUUGAAGAUGAAGACGAGGACCAGGAGAUGGACAUGGACAUUUCCGGCGCGCCUGAAGACGGCGUGUUCCCAGACAACCACGAUGCUAUGACGGAAGGUGGACCUUCAGAGUACCCUCAAUCAGAGAUGUUCCUUGACCCGUCACCAGAGGAUGAGGCAGAUCAGUUGGAAGAGUACCGCUCUAGCCGCAGAAAAGAAGCGAAUGAGGAUCUCGAGUUCCCUGACGAAAUUGAGUUGCAUCCAAAUGUGCUUGCCAGAGAACGCCUUGCUAGAUACAGAGGAAUGAAGAGUCUCAAGACUAGCCCUUGGGCAACAUCUGAGGAUCGACCUCAUGAGCCCGAGGAGUGGCGACGACUCCUCCAGUUCGGUGACUACAAGGGAGCGAAGAAUAGGAUUCUAAGAGAAGCUCUCAUCGGAGGCGUUAAUCCUGGCACAAGGGUAGAAGUUCGUCUGCGAGCAAUCCCCGCUUCCCUCCGAAAUCGGCCACAACCUCUGUCCUUGUUCUCGCUACUCCGACAUGAGCACAAGCACACCGUCGUUAACAUCAACAUGCACCUAAAUGCUAACGUGGAAGAACCUCUUAAGUCUAAGGAAGAGCUUAUCGUUCAGUACGGCCCCCGCCGUCUCGUCGUGAACCCGGUCUUCUCCGCGGCAGACAACACGCCUAACAACGUGCACAAAUACGACCGCUUCCUCCACCCCGGCCGCAGCGCUAUGGCUACUUGGAUCGGCCCUAUGACCUGGGGCUCUGUCCCUGUCCUCGUCUUCAAGAACAAGACGGUUGACGACCCAGAGGUCCUCGAUUCUGCGGACUCAAAUGCCGCAGAAAACUUCCAGAUCAAUCGCCUGGAGCUCAUUGGAACGGGCACAGUCGUGGCCCCUGAUCCAUCGCGUGUCGUUGCCAAGCGAGCCAUUAUCACGGGCCACCCUUACAAGAUCCACAAGAAGGUCGUCACCGUCCGCUACAUGUUCUUCAACGCAGAGGAUGUCCACUGGUUCAAGGCCUUGCAGUUGUGGACCAGACGCGGCCGCAGCGGAUACAUCAAGGAGAGUCUGGGUACCCAUGGUUACUUCAAGUGUACCUUUGACGCCAAGCUCAACCCACAAGAUUCUGUAGGGAUUAGCUUGUACAAGAGGGUGUUCCCACGCAAGUCUCGCGCCUUGGAGGAGCUUGUGCAUUAG
Aspergillus ochraceoroseus IBT 24754 is the source of this 2469-nucleotide messenger RNA. RefSeq names its product small subunit rRNA maturation protein TSR1. The record is from RefSeq and is a predicted model, not a curated record. Bases 52 to 2469 code for a protein of 805 amino acids. The transcript has 3 exons. Gene Ontology annotation, biological process: maturation of SSU-rRNA from tricistronic rRNA transcript (SSU-rRNA, 5.8S rRNA, LSU-rRNA); endonucleolytic cleavage of tricistronic rRNA transcript (SSU-rRNA, 5.8S rRNA, LSU-rRNA); ribosome biogenesis. NCBI's taxonomy places the organism in Eukaryota, Fungi, Ascomycota, Eurotiomycetes, Eurotiales, Aspergillaceae. Gene Ontology annotation, molecular function: GTP binding; GTPase activity; U3 snoRNA binding. Gene Ontology annotation, cellular component: nucleus; preribosome, small subunit precursor.